This is a messenger RNA of Mucor velutinosus, 921 nucleotides long. RefSeq lists its product as uncharacterized. The record is from RefSeq and is a predicted model, not a curated record. The transcript has 2 exons. Lineage: Eukaryota; Fungi; Mucoromycota; Mucoromycetes; Mucorales; Mucoraceae. Gene Ontology annotation, biological process: RNA processing. Gene Ontology annotation, cellular component: nucleolus. The coding region runs from base 1 to 921 and encodes 306 amino acids. Gene Ontology annotation, molecular function: RNA binding.
AUGGCAGGCAGAAUCACUCGCUCGCAUAGAAAAGAAAUUGAGAAAAAAACACAUCAAAAGAUUGAUUUGGAUGAGCUGGCUAAAUCUGAAGCUGGCCAAUCUGUUUCCAAUAUAAAUGAUGUACCUCAAAUGGAAGCGAUCAAAGAACAACAAGCUCAUAAAUUACAAACCAAGGGAGAGAAUGCAGCAUCCAGCGACGAAGAGGAUGAUUCGAGCAAAGAAGAUGACGAUUCAAGUGAGAGUUCCGAGGACGAGGAAGAAGAUCUGGACGCUCUUUUACAGAAGGCUCAAGAAGCACUGGCAUCACAAACUGCCAGCAUUCGAUUAGAAAACGACACAUCUGACAAUAUCAACACUAAACUCUCGAAAAUGGAUGCUGGUAUCACCUUGGAGAAGGAGCUUUAUCUCAAGACUGUAGCAGGCCGAGCAAAAUUGACCUCAGAUGCUGUUGCGUUAGUCGAUGAUGGAGAAAAGGCAUCUGCCAAAGCAACUGUCGUUUUGAAGCCUAGUAAAGAUGAGAAGCCACUCACCAAAAAGGAGCGCCAAGCUGAAAGAGAAAAGACAACUGGCUCAGCAUGGUUCGAUAUGCCCAAGACAGAGAUGACAGACGAGGUCAAGCGAGAUUUGCAAGUGCUGAAAAUGCGUCAUAUCUUGGAUCGCAAGAGACAUUAUAAAAAGAUGGGCAAACGUCCUGAUCCCAAGUACUUUCAGAUCGGUACCAUCAUUGAAAGCCCAACCGAGUUCUUCUCUGCUCGCAUCAACAAGAAGGAUCGCAAGCAAACUAUUGUGGAUGAAUUAAUGGCAAGCGACGAAUUGAAGCAGUAUUACAAACGCAAGCACAACGAAGUGCAAGAGAGAACAAACAGUGGAGGAAAAAAGCACUACAAGAAGCUCAAGGCACAAAGACAAUGGGCCAAGUAA